Molecule: messenger RNA, 657 nt
Organism: Cordyceps militaris CM01
Lineage: Eukaryota; Fungi; Ascomycota; Sordariomycetes; Hypocreales; Cordycipitaceae
Exons: 3
Coding region: 1-657 (218 amino acids)
Source: RefSeq, a predicted model, not a curated record
AUGGGGCUGGCGACCAAAGGCAUCGGCCAGAGGCUGACCGGUCCACGAGUCGUAGCUGGAAAAGCUAUUCGCGUCCACAUUUCAAAAGUAGCCGGGCAAGGCCGUGUCACCAUUGACGUCGCUGCAGGCGUCAUGUUGCGUCGCAGACCGAUACAAAGGCUAUGCUGUGGUGGUCUUGGCAAACUUAUGUAUCUACUAAUUGCCCUAUUCUUCGUCAUCAAAGUCAGCAUCGUCAACAUCGUCGGCAUCGUCAUCAUUGUCGUUCUGGCCUCCAUUCUUUCCACAUUUAAUCCCGUUCUUAAUUUUGACGCAAGUAAAGCCGGGGCCGCCGCUAGUACUUGCGCUGGCACUGCCAUCUUCGGUGGUGCAGGUGAGGAUGUCUCCAACUCGAGAGCAGAUCAGCCCGUCGCUGGUCUUGACGCCACCGGCGCCUGCGCCUGCGCCUGCGACUGCGUCUUUGCCUGCGCCUGUAAUGCUUUUGCCGAUCUGGACGCAAUCAGGUCCGUUGCCGUUGACAAUGGCACCGAGAUCGCCCGCCUCAGAGAUGAUGGCGGUGUCUCGGGCCGCGGCUCCCGUCCUGGAAGCGGCGGCGAGGCCGCAAGCGAGCGAGAGCAGAGAGAGCUUAAUGGUGAGCAUUGUAUACAGUUGAAAAGGUAG